Saccoglossus kowalevskii is the source of this 2363-nucleotide messenger RNA. Its product is annotated as UDP-glucose 4-epimerase-like. The record is from RefSeq and is a predicted model, not a curated record. Lineage: Eukaryota; Metazoa; Hemichordata; Enteropneusta; Harrimaniidae. Gene Ontology annotation, biological process: beta-D-galactose catabolic process via UDP-galactose, Leloir pathway. Gene Ontology annotation, molecular function: UDP-glucose 4-epimerase activity. Gene Ontology annotation, cellular component: cytosol.
UGAUCCAUAGCGUGACAUUUAGAGAGUGGAAGCGAACAACAACUUUCCGUUGCAAGCAGGUUAGAAUGUCUGAUAAUAAAUGCAUAUUGGUGACUGGUGGAGCUGGUUACAUAGGGAGUCAUACCGUAGUGGAGCUGGUCAACGCUGGAUACGAUCCUGUUGUUAUAGACAACUGUGCAAAUGCUGUUAGAGCUAGUGAGAAUGGAAGACCUGGAAGUAUUAAAAGAAUAGAAAAGAUUGUUGAUAAAAAGAUUAUAUAUUAUGAUAUUGACCUUUUAAAUAAAGCUGCAUUAGAUGAUCUUUUUGCCAAGCAUUCAUUUAUUGCCGUUAUACACUUUGCUGGUCUGAAAGCUGUGGGAGAGUCUAUUGAAAUACCAAUAGAAUACUAUAAAGUGAAUAUAUGUGGCACUCUCAAUCUUAUAGAGUGUAUGAAGAAAUACCAAGUCAGCAAUCUUGUGUUUUCAAGUUCAGCAACAGUUUAUGGUACCCCACAAUACUUGCCGAUAGACGAGAAUCACACGGUAGGAAGCUGUACGAACCCAUAUGGAAAGUCAAAGUACUUCAUUGAAGAAAUACUAAGAGAUGUCGGCAAAGCUGAGAAGGAUUGGAAUAUAAUCCUUUUAAGAUAUUUUAAUCCUGUUGGAUCCCAUAAAUCUGGUUUAAUAGGUGAAGACCCUCAAGGCACACCCAAUAAUCUUAUGCCUUAUGUAGCUCAGGUGGCAAUUGGUAGAAGAUCACAAUUAAGCAUAUUUGGUGGUGACUAUGAUACUCCAGAUGGCACAGGUGUCCGGGAUUAUAUUCAUGUUGUAGACCUGGCACUUGGUCAUAUUGCAGCACUUAAAAAAGUGAGCACCAAAUGUGGAUUGAAGGUCUAUAAUCUUGGCACUGGCAAAGGAUAUUCUGUCUUGGACAUGGUUAGGGGAAUGGAAAAGGCAUCUGGCAAAAAAAUUCCAUACAAAAUAGUUGAUAGGAGAGAUGGAGAUGUUGGAUCUUGUUAUGCUGAAGUGACUUUAGCACAGACCGAAUUAGGAUGGAAAUCUGACAGAAAUUUGGAAGAGAUGUGUGAAGACCUCUGGAGAUGGCAGACAAAGAAUCCUAAAGGAUUUCAAACAGAUAAUUCCUCAUAAAGAUCAGAAAACUUGACUGAUAUGUCUAUGUUUAGAAGAUCUUCAAAUUUUAGCAUGCCAUUUGGAAGUGGUUAUAUUUGGGGAGGCUUUUACGAAGUUGUGUAUAAAUAGAAAUAUAUUUAUCAUUUAUUAUAGCUUAAUAUUUCCAUUUGUGAUAAUGAGAGAGUAUACUUUAAUGGUUUUGUUCCCAGAACUCUUAUUCUGAAUACCAGUGCAAUGUUAUUUCUAUAAAUGGGGAUUGCAGGUGAUUUCACUUCAGAUAUAUUGUGUCCCAGGAUAUUUCCUCUUAAUAGUGGCCAUAUAAAUGUGAAACACUUCUUGUCUUCAUACUGUCAUGAGUUCCAUAUCUCUUGUAUACCACAGCUCCUUGAUCAUCUUACAUGCUCGCUUUCAAACUAAAUUUGAGGAUUCGUCGUCAUCAACAUCAUUGGUGACCCUCAAGUCAUCCUUGCUGCCACCAUCUUAACCCAUGUCAUUUGACUUUGUUUAUAUAUAAAUAAUAUACAUAUUUGACAAAAUUAUUAUAUAAAGCAGCACACAAUACAUUAAAUCUCGUCAAAUCUUCCAUGACAUCAUACUGUUCGAAACAGAGUUCAUUGUAAAAUAUUUAAUUUUUGACAAAAGUGAAUAAUUUGAUGAGGUUGUUUUAAUGAGCAUUGCUUUGAUAAAAAGACCCACAUGAAAUUUACAGUGAUCUCUCAGAUUUGAAUAACUUUGAUGAUUUCUGAGUUUUUUUGUAAAGAAGAAAAUUUAUUUGUCCUAUAAUACACUUCCGGUUUAUCAGAGCACACAGAAUGCCGAUAUGGAGAAAUGUAAUAAUUCACAUAAUUAUCAAUGUAGACACCAUAUUUAUCUUACUGUGCACAACCUCUUAAGUUUUGAUACUUGAAAAUAAUGUUUAUACAGCGCCCUCACACAACAGUAUGUUUGAGGGUAUUCAGGAAAAGGUCAAUGAACUGUUUAAUUACUAUGAUUAAUGAACUGUUAUUAAUUAUUAUAUUGAAAUACAUGUGCAUACACUCAAUAUACAUUAUUUUCAAUGAGAAUUCCUACCGCAAUUGAGAUUAUACAAAUAAUGAUACAAUUUUCCAAAAAUUGCCUUUUUUGUAGAAUUUUUAAAAUAUAAAAUAUUGGCUUCCAUUCCUAAACUAUGUUUAUUAUAUAUGGGGUAUCUGGCAAUAUGUUUUAUGCUGUGUAUUACAGAAGGUUAAGUAAUAAAAAGAAAAACUUAUUUUA